Molecule: messenger RNA, 1667 nt
Organism: Psammomys obesus (fat sand rat)
Lineage: Eukaryota; Metazoa; Chordata; Mammalia; Rodentia; Muridae
Gene: Spp2
Product: secreted phosphoprotein 2
Exons: 8
Coding region: 153-764 (203 amino acids)
Biological process (GO): bone remodeling
Cellular component (GO): extracellular region
Source: RefSeq, a predicted model, not a curated record
UCAGUCAUCUCUGUUGAAGUUCCAGACUGCUCCAGCCAACCAGGGCAACCGGGUCGCAGGGGACAAGGAUAAGCCAGCCGCCCUCAGCCGCCUUUGCCGUCUUGAAGCCCAGAGAGAGGCCAUCUCCCAGGCUCUGGCUCAUAGCUCUCAGGAUGGAGCAGGCAGUGCUGUGGAUGCUGGUUAUGGUGGCGCUGGGAAUACACUACCGGUGUGCCUCAGGUUUUCCGGUGUACGACUACGACCCUUCCUCCCUGCGGGAAGCCCUCAGUGCCUCUGUAGCAAAGGUGAACUCGCAGUCCAUGAGUCCUUACCUGUUCCGGGACACCCGCAGCUCCUUGAAGAGGGUCAACGUCCUGGAUGAAGACACCUUGGUCAUGAACUUAGAGUUCAGUGUUCGGGAAACUAAAUGCCCGAGAGAUUCUAAUGAUCCCUCCACCUGUACAUUCCAAAGGGGCUACUAUGCGCCAACAGCUGCUUGCAGGAGCACCGUGCAAAUGUUCAAGGGACAGGUGAAGGACGUGUGGGCUCACUGCCGCUGGGCCUCCACAUCUGAGUCCACCAGCAGUGAAGAGAUAAUUUUUGGGGACACAGAAAGAUCCUAUAGAAGAAGAAACGAUUAUUUACUUGGUUUUCUUUCUGAUGAAUCCAGAAGUGAACAAUUCUAUGACCGGUCACUUGAGAUCCUGAGAAGGGGACAUCUUCCUGCACAUAAAAGGUUCCUGAACCUCCAUCACAGGGCGAGAGUAAAUUCUGGCUUUGAGUGACAUCCUGGAGGCUAUCUCCAAGUGUGUCACACUCUCCCAAGAUCCGGGUCCUUACGUGAACUGCAUAUAGAGGACUUGGCCAUGGAUGUACUGUGAGAUCCAGACAUUCCACUAGCCUUCUUUCUUGAUUGAUGCCAUUGCUACUCAAUUUUCUCAGCUUAAUGAUCUGGGGAGCAUCACCAAACCUUCUCUGUUCUUUCUCAUCUCCUGGUAUCUGUGGGGUGCAGGGUUGUUUGUCGUAAAAGCACAUUUACCUAAUGUCAGCCUGUCCUUUCCUUCCCUCACUACCGAUGAACUCAUUACAUCUUGGCCUCAGGGCCUUAUCCCACACUGUCUACCUUGCCUUGGGCUUAUCCUGGAAGAUGGGGAGACCUUGAUCCUCCACUGGUACCCUCUGAUGUUGACUUUGCUUGUGGGGCUAAAGCAGAGGUGUGCAAAUUCCAAACACUGAGCACAACAGAACAGGACUUUGACAGAACUAGUGCUUUGGGGGACUGUAGGCUGAGCCCUGAUCUACUAAAGCUAUCACCCAGCAUGGUGGGGGUCUUGCCACUCUUCGUGCCACUCUCAGUUGCCAGGCACAAGAACAAGCGGAAUGUGUAUUCUGAAAACUCGCAAGUAUCAAAGGGACUGUAUGAAAGAUACCCUUAAGAGAAAACUUAAGACACAAUCACAGGGGCUAGAGAGAUGGCUCAGCAGUAAAGAAUGUUUGUUGCUCUUGCAGAGGACCAGGCUUUGCAUCCCAGCACCCACACGGCAGCACACAGCCAUGUAUAUCUCCAAUCCCAGAGUACCCAGCUCCCUCUUCUAGGCACGUACACGGUGUGUACAUAUGUAUGUACAUGCAGACAUUCAUAAAUAAAAUAAAUCUUAAAAAAAUAAAAGUAUUCCAUUAAAAUGCAA